Hymenoscyphus albidus is the source of this 1908-nucleotide messenger RNA. The record is from the annotation of a GenBank genome assembly. Lineage: Eukaryota; Fungi; Ascomycota; Leotiomycetes; Helotiales; Helotiaceae.
CUCCUUGGUUCUGAUCGAUGGCGGGUAGCAGGUUGUUGUAGUCUCUGUGCUUGAUUGACUGGAGCGAGUCAUUUAUUGAGGGUAGAGUAACUGGCUGAUAGUUGUUUUGUUUUCCUCCAAUAGAGUUUGGUCCGAAUGGCGGUGGAUCAGGGUAUAGUGGAUAUGACAAAUCCUCGGGAGCCGGGUACGUGUGGUAUGCAAAAAGAGGUGGUGUUCUUGAACCUUCCCGCUCGUAACCAUGACCAAACAUUAACUCUUCGUCGUGGUGCAUUGGUGGUGCUGGAGACGGUGGUGGAGACGGUGGUGGAACCACGGGUCCCCUUCCCAUCAUACCAACGAGUCCCGCAUCUGAUCUGCUGACAUCAAGCUGGUAUGUUGCUCUCCUGGGUUUGUAACUCCAGUCUUUAAGCUUCAAUUGCGGUACUUGUUGCAAUUGCUGGGAUUGGAAGUGGCGGGUGCGGGACUUCGAUACCAUCAUGAUGUCAAAGAUUCAUCGGACAACAAUAGGAGUUUGAAGACAAGUAAAUGUAAGGCUAGAAGCUGAGAUAUACAGAGUGCGGGAAAAGAGGGGAAAGGGGGAAAUACUUAAGAAGGCGAAAAUUUCAGCAGGUGGCGCAGUCUGCGCCUCGUUAUGCUUUUUGCUGCCAACACUGCGCCAUAAUAACUUGGUCACCAGGCAGUACAUGUAGCUGAGGCCUGCAUACUCCAUAGUCCCCAUAUUGAAUUCUGCUCCUUCAUCCCGCACAAGAUACAAAGGAAGCAGCGCAGUUCUACAAGCCAAAGAUAAAUGCAAAAAUACAAAUGAAUAGAACCCUCCAGCUGGGUAACAGGACUACGAAGCCAAUCAACGGCUUCCCCAGAGUCGCCCAGAAACUUGCCAGCGACCCAGACAGAACUACGACCAUCUUUCGCCGCUUCGAUCAACUAUCAUCACGAAACCUCUUAUUCCUGGAAGCCGAACUCGCUGAGCUCGAAGCUCUCCAAAAAAGGGCAGACGAAGAUGACCUAAGGUCCACGGAUCGCACAACGAUAGAAUGUCAUAGCGACUGGAGAAAAUUCGAACAGUACGCCACAGAAAAGGAUUUAAAUGAGGACGCUGUACACCCAAAGCAGGCGGAAAGACUAAAUCUAGCCUUGAAAAUAAAGGAGAGGUUGAGUGAGUAUCGUGAGUAUCUGAAACGCUAUGUUGCGAUUGAUCUUAAAUUGACGAAACAUGGCAGAUGAAGCGCUUGCUGUCCACCAAGUCCUUCUCAACGCGAAAGCUCCAGCACCUACAACUGUAAAUGCGAUGCGAAACUGGUUCUUGGGAGGAGAGAGCGGGAAGAUACAGCCGAGACCACAACUUUGGGGGAGUAGUGCAACUAUGUUUGAUGAUCCGAACGAUCUCGUUGCUCUAAGGGUACCAGCGGAUCAAGACCGACUAUCUGGUUUUAUACUGAAUCAUUUCGGUCGGUUCUUUGCUGUGAGUCUCUUCGCUCCAUUGCUGAAGACUAUGAUGUAUAGAACAGGGAUUUCUGACAAAUCGCACCAAAUAGACGGACAGCAACAGCGAUGAAAACUCCGCACACAUCUCGGAGCGUAGGCUCGCGACAGUGGUGGCGAUUACCAGCUCGAUACUAUCAGCGAUCCUCCUCUUCGGCUCGAUCACCUCGCUUUACUUUGUCCACAAUCCAUACGCGAUAUUAGGAAUGUUGGGAGGUUGGACUGUGUUGUUUGCAAUCAGCGUCGGAUGGUUGACAAAUGCGAAAAGGGAUUCGGUCUUCGCGGCCACUGCUGCAUACUCUGCUGUUCUGGUUGUGUUUGUGAGUGGGAAUCUAGGAGGAGUUUCGCCACCGAGUUCUGUUGUACUUGGGAAUUGAAAUUGUACUCAAGUGUGAAACUUAAAUGAGACCCACAUAUUUAAGUAAA